This is a messenger RNA of Clupea harengus (Atlantic herring), 4025 nucleotides long. RefSeq names its product ADP-ribosylation factor interacting protein 2a (gene arfip2a). The transcript is spliced from 10 exons. Bases 404 to 1546 code for a protein of 380 amino acids. The record is from RefSeq and is a predicted model, not a curated record. Gene Ontology annotation, cellular component: trans-Golgi network membrane. NCBI's taxonomy places the organism in Eukaryota, Metazoa, Chordata, Actinopteri, Clupeiformes, Clupeidae. Gene Ontology annotation, molecular function: phospholipid binding; protein domain specific binding. Gene Ontology annotation, biological process: regulation of Arp2/3 complex-mediated actin nucleation; intracellular protein transport.
AGGCACUAGCUACAUUGUUUAUGGGCUUGGGUGAUGCUGAGACAUUCGGACACUGCGCCGCCGAAAAGAGAAAAUGCUUAUUCUUAAUUGACCAACAAUAAGCCGUCACGUUUUCAAUCUGAUUACUUGUUAUGUAUUAAUCAUUCGUCAACUAACAACCAUGAGUUCGUUUUGUCAAACAAUGAUGAGUCGAUAUUCAGUAGGUGGAAAACCGUAAUAAAUUCUCUCAAAAUGCAAUGCAAAGUGGCUGGCUUAACUACACAACAUUUUAGAUGAAAAUGAUGGAUGGUGUACUAUUUUUAUUGAUCAUUGGGUAUUUUUACGGUUUCCCUUUAGUUCAUUGAAAGGUGGUAGGCUGUGGCCUCAGCGCUAGGAGUCGUGAUUGCGGAUAACUAAUCUCAACAUGGCAGACAGCAUAAUGAGCAAAGCAGCCACCAUGGAAAUCCCGAUCAGCAGCAACGGAGACUCCAGAACACUGGCGGAAGAUGAUGGCCUCGAACAGGCUACACAUUGGAACUUAGAUGAGAAGGACCUCCAGCAGGUGAUGGUCUCUGGGCCCAACCUGAACGAGACCAGCAUCGUGUCCGGAGGCUACGGAGGAGCGGCGGAGGGCAUCAUCCCGACCAGCUCCAUUAAAGACCUGCGCUCCAAAUCACGUGGCAUCACACCAAGCCAAUCAGCUGCCAGCCGGAUAGCCAACCAGGUGCAGGAGUACCAAGCUCCCAACAUGCACCACAGUAACAGCAACCCAUCCAUGAUGGCGGAGGAGGCGACACGAGGCGUCGCCGUGGAGAAGUUUGACACUGUGAAGAAGUGGAGCAUCAACACAUACAAAUGCACGAAGCAGAUGUUUUCCGAGCGGUUCGGGCGGGGCUCUCGCACGGUGGACCUGGAGCUGGAGGUUCAGAUCGACCUGCUGCGGGACACCAAGAGCAAGUACGAGAGCGUGCUGCGUCUGGCCAGCGCCCUCACCGCCCACUUCUACAGCAUGGUGCAGACCCAGCAGGCUCUGGGGGACAUCUUCGCCGACCUCAGCCAGAAGUCACCUGAACUGCAGGAUGAGUUUGGGUACAAUGCUGAGACUCAGAAGCUACUCUGCAAGAAUGGUGAGACCCUGCUGGGCGCCAUCAACUUCUUUGUGUCCAGCAUAAACACACUGGUGAACAAGACCAUGGAGGACACACUGAUGACCAUCAAGGGCUAUGAGAAUGCCAGGCUGGAGUUUGAUGCCUACCGGGCAGACCUGGAGGAGCUGAGUACGGGGCCCCGUGACGCGGGCACCAUGGUGCGGAUCGAGAUUGCCCAGCAGCAGUAUGGGAUCCACAGAGACAAGUACGAGAGGCUGCGCAGUGACGUCUCCAUCAAACUCAAGUUCCUAGAGGAGAAUAAGGUGAAGGUGAUGCACAAGCAGUUGCUGCUCUUCCACAAUGCCAUCUCGGCCUACUUUGCUGGCAACCAGCAGCAGCUGGAACAGACUCUCAGACAGUUCAACGUCAAGCUCAAACCACCUGGCUCAGAUAAGCCGUCCUGGCUGGAGGAACAGUGACCUUCCCCCGACUAAAACAACAAAAACACAAGUCUCUGUCUUAACAGUGGGCACACACACACACACACUCACACACACACACACAGAUGAGAGACUGGUGGAGGGCAGAGGGUAUCAUAAGUGGAUGGAGGGAGAAGAGGAAGAAAGAGAGAUGAAAGAAGGAAGAAGAGGCAUGUACUGUGUAUAUAUAACUAAUGUCAAAAGAGGGGCCAGUGACAACACGCAAUAUGGUGGCAGGGAUUCUCUCCCUUCCCCAUCGUCUUUCUCUUCUGUUUUGUUUCCUGUUGUUUUUUUUUUCUUUUCUUUUCUUUUUCUUUUUACCCUUAUAUCUGUGUUUCUUUGGAAAACCUUUCUUUUUUUGUGGGUGUAAGUUUAAUCGUAAAUGCAACAGUCUUCACUCCAUAGUAGGAACACAGAGGUCCUGAUGGUAAUGAUGAUGUCAUCAGAACGAGUCACUUUAUAGUUAUGUCAUUGUUGAUUAGGAUUAUGUUGUAUAUUAGGUCUUAGUUUGCAGGUUCAUACUUGGAGACACAAUAGGAAGUACAUUUAUCUAAUCAGUGCAACAUUUUUAUGCUAGGUAAAGAACAAGGGAAAAGAAAAAAAAUUGUAGCCAGAUUUAUAUAUGGACGUUAUUUAUAAGUUAAUUAGACCUAAUUGUCACUUUUAUUUAUUUUUAUGUUACUUUUGCUUUGGACAUUAUAACCGUGCUUGCAGUGCUUAUCAUAGUUGUAUUUUUGUUUUGUUUUUCAGACAUCAUUUAUUCACUGAUGACAGAACCAGGAUAUUGUAGUAUAUAGCAUUACUGUAGUACGCACCUUAUGUCCUUUACACUGUGUGCUAUGCACACAGCUAUGUGAUGGUAGUUCAUUUCAGUGCAUUAUCUCUGGCAGUUAUUUAAAACAGACACUCCAUAUCUUUUACUAUUUUGCAUUUUGUUAUUUCUGAAGCAUAGCCAUUCAUACUCUUCCUUUGGUCGGUUGUGCACAGGCUCUGAAGUCAAUCCUAACAUGAAACUCGGCUGCCCAGUCCAAUUGACUCGACCCCUUCUGUUCCUCACAGUUUAGUGCUUCUAGACCUGCCCAGUGUCUUUGAAGAUAAGGCUUUCACACAGUGUGAAGGACUGCACUAUGCUGAAAACCCCUGUGUGCCACAAGGAGGCUUGGGCAGUGUCUGAGUCAGGGAGCGAUGACCAAAUACAUGAAAACACUGUUCAUUCACAGACUCAUUCAUUCAUUCAUAGAUUUAUUGGCACAAUAGUAGUCACCCCAAAGCUCAAAUUUAUUUGUACCGGUUGGUUUGGCUUGACAUAACUUUACUGAUAGGGAUUGUUUGUAGUCAAACUAUAAUAAAGAGAUUAGUUGAGCCACGCGAUUACUCAGAUCUCUCCAUUUACAAGACAUGAUGUUGUCUUGGUCACUAUAUAACUACACCUAUUAACUUAAUUGAUCUGAACACUUGAAGGGCUGCCUUUAUGGUUAUUGGCCAAGUCAUGCUUGUCCACCAGUAUGGCUUAUUCCAGGGAUAUGUGUUCGUUUUUGUGGAACACAGUUCAUCCCGUGUCCAGGCAUAAUACAGAGUAGUGUCUGUAAUCUAUCUGAAAAGUCUUAAUUUAGAAUUACUGCCUUUUUUUUUGGUCAGUUCUCCAACUACUCUGUCUGAAAUUGCUCCUUCUAUUGAUUGUACACACCAUGAAAGACAUUUUACUGGCAUAGAUCUGCGCAGAUUUUGAGUUGCCACAUCUCGCUUUGAGAGAUAUCUGUCAUUUUGCAGGUAAUGAAUACAGUCCUCAUGUUUAACUUUUUAACAGUUCAAUGGUAACUUGUGCCAUUCUGAUGGAAGGUGUUCCUGAAGUCAUACAACAUGAAAGUGUUUAUUGUAGAAAUGAAAUGACUGAAAAUGUUUGAACCUGCACAUCCAUUGAACCUAUCUCUAAUAUCGUUAGUGUUGCCAAUCAUCAUGCAUAGUUUACAAUCAGUUGCCAGUGAUCUAGUUCACAAAAAAAACACCUCAUCUUGUGGACUGUGGAUUUCAUGUUUUUUAUUCGUAAGUGGCACAAAUCUUUCAUACACCCCUAUGUUGAAGAACUGUUUCCAUCAUGUUUACAAAAUGGGCUCAUACGAUACACAUUUCCCUCCUAACUAUGAAGCAAACCUAUUUGUAACACUUCACUGCAAGGCUCCAUCUAUUGCAUUGCCCACGAAUCAUUUUUUCUUUGUUUAACUGGAUUGAUGGGAUCAUGGAAGGUUUAUAAAAGAAUAUUGUUUGCAUAUAAUCUAUUUUUUUAGGCAGGUGUGUCAUAUUCUAAUGUUGUGCGUGAAUGAAAAAGAGUGACUAAUCAAUACAAUAGGGCCUAUGUAAAUGUAAAAGUAACCCAGUUAUCUUCCUCAUGUAAAUGUGUUGUGUAAUGCCCUUAAAACGAGCCCCUUGUAAUUGGCAAAAGUAGUCGAAUCAUGAUAUGAUUAAAAACGAUUAUAAACCA